This is a messenger RNA of Lepisosteus oculatus (spotted gar), 2370 nucleotides long. It is a transcript of the gene fam113, whose product is annotated as family with sequence similarity 113. Lineage: Eukaryota; Metazoa; Chordata; Actinopteri; Semionotiformes; Lepisosteidae. The record is from RefSeq and is a predicted model, not a curated record.
UUGGUCGAGUCUAAUGAGCCGGACGAAGCUCUACACCUGAUUUGAGCUGCUGCUCGAGUCACUAGAGUUUUGAAAAACAAGUGCUUUUGCAAACACUACAGACUUUCCCAAAAGUGGUCCAGGAGGAGCCGGAGCUUGUUCUGGAAAGCAGCGGGCACAAGGAGUGCCUGUUAUCACCCAAGCCUGUUUUGACUGCUGGGGCUGUAAAAGCUGUCAAGAUCCCUUUGGAUUAAUAAAACUCCCUGGUGCUGAGGAAUAAAGUUGUGGGGCAUGAUCCACUUAUCCAGUUGAGUAAUUCUGGUGUUGGAUUACAGUGUCUUUUAGCUUCUUACUUGAAGUGUCCUGGAUUGGAAGAAGGCAUGAAGCAAGUGAGACAACUCCAGGCUUGUCAUCUUCUGCACAACAAGUUUGUGGUGGUUCUUGGGGACUCCAUUCAGCGCUCAGUUUACAAAGACCUUGUGAUGUUGCUACAGAAGGACAGCUUUCUGUCGGUGGCCCAGCUGAAAUGCAAGGGAGAGCUCAGUUUUGAGCAGGACUGUCUGGUGGAAGGAGGUGUCCAGAGCCAGAUGACCAAUGGGACGAACUACAGGGAGGUCCGCCAGUUCCGCACCGAUCACCACUUGGUGCGCUUCUACUUCCUGACGCGGAUCUACUCCCGCUACAUGGAGAGCAUCUUGGCGGACUUCCGGGCCGGACCGCAGCCGGACGUGCUCGUGGUCAACUCCUGCGUGUGGGACGUGUCCAGGUAUGGUCCGAAUUCCAUGAGCGAGUACUUGGAGAACCUCCAGACCUUCUUCAGGAAGCUGAAGGAGACCCUGCUCCCGGAGUGCCUGGUGCUGUGGAGCCUGGCCAUGCCCCUGGGCAGGAGGCUCACGGGAGGGUUCCUCGUGCCGGAGGUGCAGCACUUGAGCCAGACGCUGCGCCACGACGUGAUCGAGGCCAACUUCUACAGCGCCGCGCUGGCCGACCGCCACGGCCUCGACGUGCUGGACCUGCACUUCCACUUCCGGCGCCGCCUGCAGCACCGCACGGGCGACGGCGUGCACUGGGGCCCCGCGGCCCACCGCCACAUCAGCUGCCUGCUGCUGCGCCACGCGGCCGGGGCCUGGGGCGUGCGGCUGCCCGACGGGGAUGCUGAUGACACUGAGAGAGCUACUGGUGCCCUUCAAUUCAACAUUCUGCCAUCUUACCAGCCUAAUCUGGACCCAGCAUCUGGCUCAGGCCUCCCCGGCGGUGAGGAGAAAAGACUGCAGUCUGCUCACGCCAGCCAGCAUGGCCGGCCCCUGAGGAUGAACGCCUUUCACUAUGAUGGACCAGUGUCGGACCCAAAUUCAAGUUGCCAGAAUCUGGCGUUCAGAUAUGGCACCUGUAACAAAGAGAGCAGUUUCAAUCCCUUCUUCUAUGAGGACACUCUCCUGGUUGGUACAGCGUCGGGCCCCCAGUUUGUGACUGGAUACAUGAGCUUCGAGGAGAAGUACAGACAGGCAAUGUGCUGCCCAGGUCCAGAUUUCAGUCGGAUGAGAGUUUAUAAUACUUGCCAUUUGCAGCUGACUCAGGUUAGGACCAGUAACCAUUGUGUGAUGAGGCAGAGACCAGCCAGGAGGCAGUUUGCUCCCUACAGCCAGCAUGGGUUUCAUUCCCGUUGGAGGUGCUGACUCAGCGGGGUGUCCCGGCCAGACGGACACCUGUCCCAGCUUUGUGUUGAGAAUCAUUUACACCUCUGUUAUAUUGUCAAACUUUUUUUACACGUUUUGGCUGUAUGAUUACCUGUUUUUGCACUUAAGAAUUUUUAUCUUAUCAUGAGAUACUUUUUGAUUUGCAGAAUGUGAUUUCUUAUAAAUGUUUAGACUUAACAGCUGCUCUGUGUUCUGAAAACAGGGGUGUGUGAAUCAUGCCCAGUGUUUUAUACCUCCUUUUACAGGAAAUGCAUGUGCUGUCCUCUGCGUAGUUCUACCAUUUCUGUCUCCAUUUCAGAUAAACCUUGCGAACUUCAGCAGAUGAGCCUGUCUGGCAGAUAACUCUGUGCCUUUAAAGUACAAAUCGGGCCAGAUCCAUGCCUUCCGGGGUCUGUGUUGAUCCCAGGUGUCAAAACUAGAAGUUGAUCAUUGUUAACUUCAGAAAUGGAAAAUGCGUAAAAUUUUGGAAAAGGGUGGCGUUUGUGUGUUUUUCAUGCUGUAGCUAAAGGGAAUUGUGUUCGUAUGGAGAAUGUGGAAGUGGUUGUUGUAUAGUGGGCUAUUCAGGCUAGAGUGACUGGAGGGACAAAUACAGAACCCUGUCCCAAUUUUCUUCUAAAUAUACAUUUGAUUUUCUUCUGAGGCCAUCAGGCCUUGUGUCAAUUACAUGUAUAAUUAAAGCAUUUUUAUGAUAGUA